AUGCUAGCUACUGGGGUGACAUUCGCUGACAUUUCGUUCAAACAACUACCAGGCGUCGGUGGCGUUGGGGCUGCUUUUCUCUCCCAAUUGUCUCGCCUACCCAAUGCGCCGUCUCUCGUUCUCCUUGCCCGUUCUUCCCAGACAAUCACCUCGCCAACUCCAGCGUACAGCCCCGCAAUCUCUCCCGCAGACUGGCAGUCCGCCGAAUCUUCCGCCUCUCUAGUCAAAUCCGGCGCCUGGACUCCAGAGCAAAUUGCGACGUACCUCUCACAGGCCCCUGGACGCGCUGUUCUGGUCGACAAUACCUCUGAUCCCGCUCUCGCCAGCGCCUAUCCGCUCUUCCUCGGCAAGGGCGUCAGCAUCGUAACACCCAACAAAAAGGCUUUCUCCUCCUCCCUACAAUUAUGGAAAGAUAUUUUUUCCGCCGCCUCAAAGGGGAAUGCGCUGGUAUACCAUGAGAGCACCGUCGGUGCCGGCCUUCCCGUAAUUUCCACCCUCCGUGACCUCGUGGCAACCGGUGACAAGGUAACCCGCAUCGAGGGCGUAUUCUCGGGCACUUUGUCCUUCUUAUUCAACACCUUUGCUCCUGUCUCGGCAUCUGCAUCCGCUCCUCCCCAAAAAUGGAGCCAAGUCGUCGCUCAGGCCAAGGAGCUCGGCUACACAGAGCCUGACCCCCGAGACGAUCUAAACGGCAUGGACGUUGCGCGCAAACUGACCAUCCUUGCACGUAUUGCCGGGUUGGAAGUUGAAAGCCCCGAAUCAUUCCCCAUUGAGAGUUUGAUUCCUGCUGAACUCGCCAAUUUGGAAUCCGGUAGCGCCGGCACGGCUGAGUUUAUGCGCAGGCUAAGUGAAUUUGACGAGAGGAUGGAGGAUAUUAAGAAGAGCGCUGAAGCGGAGGGAAAAGUCGUGCGCUAUGUGGGAAGUGUCGACGUCGCUGGAAAGAAGGUCAGAGUUGGACUUGAGAAAUUUGAUAAAGGAAGCUCGAUUGCUGGGCUGAAGGGCAGUGAUAAUAUUAUCAACUUUUAUACGGAGAGAUACGGCGAGCGGCCUGUGAUUAUUCAGGGAUCAGGAGCUGGUGGCCCGGUAACUGCAAUGGGUGUUACAGCAGAUCUGCUCAAAGUGCUGGAGAGAUUGAGAUAG
Molecule: messenger RNA, 1140 nt
Organism: Uncinocarpus reesii 1704
Lineage: Eukaryota; Fungi; Ascomycota; Eurotiomycetes; Onygenales; Onygenaceae
Product: homoserine dehydrogenase
Exons: 1
Coding region: 1-1140 (379 amino acids)
Biological process (GO): L-homoserine biosynthetic process; aspartate family amino acid biosynthetic process
Molecular function (GO): NADP binding; homoserine dehydrogenase activity; aspartate kinase activity
Source: RefSeq, a predicted model, not a curated record